This is a messenger RNA of Mycena citricolor, 2212 nucleotides long. NCBI's taxonomy places the organism in Eukaryota, Fungi, Basidiomycota, Agaricomycetes, Agaricales, Mycenaceae. The record is from the annotation of a GenBank genome assembly.
AAAACAUUGAGCUCACAGACCAAGCCGGACGAAAAUGCGACAUGCCAUUCGGACACAAUGCCGCGCAGCCGCUGCGCAGUCGCGGGUGUUGCCAUGAGCGUGAUAGCGAAAAAGCGCGUCGUUAUAACGCACCGUUUCACGCAGGUGGAGCACGGCACCGUCUUGUCGCAGCGUAUCUUCAGGCGGCGGCACUCCGCACAGGCGAUCUCGCCCCGGACGCGUUUGGAGGCUCUAUUAAGUAGGUGUCGCUGGGCCUGAGACGGGACGAGUGUCUCUUCGAUCGAGGGCACUGGUGGAGGUGCAGAGCGAGCGAGGGGCCGCUCGUAGGGAGACGGAUGCAUCGUUCGCGGGGAAAGUGGGAGUCUGUGCGAAUAACCUCAUCCUGGCUGUUUGGCUGCUCGAUUGAGCACGUCGGAUUGUCACGGUAGUGGCGGUGAUGCUGUGUAAGUCCGAUCUCAUCGGCGCUGAUCGAUGACCGGUCUCCGAUCCGAGUACGACCAAGGUAGCAGCGUCUUGUCACUCCCGAAAACACCUCGCGACGCACGGCGGCAUUUCUCGGGCAUCGGAAGGCUCCCGCGAAUUUUCAUGAUAAGUGGUCGCGUGCGCCACCAUGACCACCGCCCUUGCGCUGGAGACUUCGCAGAAGACCUUUCUGGGGCCUUCAUAGAGGUGUCGAGUUGAUUGGGGCGAGUAAGUGGGUGAACCUCGUCAUAACUUCGAACUUGGUCGGAUGACAACACGGUCUGCUCUCGCCGAACGUGGUGCUCGAGGGUCCUUGGGAGAACCGCCAGAUCUGUGGGAUACCACCAUCGAUCGAUGCUUGAUCUUUGAAGCCAUCCAUUGUUCUACACUUUGACCACGCAAAAUCUGAUGCGCUUUCUGGCUCAAACCUGUUUUCUCGAAAUGGAUGGGGGCAGACAAUGCGUCGGGACGCUUAAAUAGUCUGGUCUGGAUCGACCGUCUCUGCUCUCCUUGCUCAUCCUUGUCGGCCGUUCUCGUCAGCUCAACUCCGAAAUGACUGAGUACGAUUUCUCCCCAGAGGCGAUGGAGCGGUAUCAGGCCACACAGAACCGGAUCCAGCGAUGGACCCAAGAUACUUCAAGCACGAACCAGGCGGAUCCGUAUGCUCCGGCUAUACCUGUGCCCCAACGGGGAGCCCAAGUAUUUCCUGCGGCCAGUGUGCCCAUGAGCACCGGAACGCAGGAGGCGUGGGCGCGCAAGAAGCAGAGUGCGGUCGAGAAGCUCUCUGGAGUGCAGUCGUCUUCUGCGGCUGCUGCGGCUGCAGCCGCGGGUAAUGAGAUCUACAGCUACUCUCGGCAGUCCGGACCGCACGGUUCACAGCUUACGAUCCACACGCAGACCAGCAAAGGGACGUACAUCCAAAGGCAGACCUACCAGCAGACGACUACUCGCGCUGCUGCUCCUACUGGGCCCGGCUUUUCUGCACCGCCGCCGCCACCACUGUACGGAGCGGGGUCUCACCGGUCCAGGGCCCCAUCAAACCAGAGCGCUUACGAUCUCGCCGCGACUGCGCAAGGCUCACAGCGCACCCGUGCAUACUCCACCGUCGGCACUAUUCAGCCGGCCAACAUCGGUAUCUACGCAGCAGCCCCGUGCGCAGCAGCCCACCCCGCCUACCAGCGGGACCCCGGCCACCAGCCGCGAGCGUCACAAAAACCCAGGUCCAAGUCGUCCGCGGCGCUGAGCGCGCAGUACCACGCAGCGGCUCAACAGGCUGCCCCACCCGUCCCCACCGUACCAGCCAGCUUCUACGCCAACGCGCGCGCGGCCAAAUCGUCCGCGACGCUCUAUGCCGCUGCCGAACCGCGGAAAUCCAAGUCCAAGUCCACGUCAAAACGGGCGCAUCGGGAGCGGCAUCCGAUCCCGCCUCAGUUCGGGCUCCACGGCGAAUAUCAUUACGUGACUUCGUCCCAGAUAUCGAUCCAGCCGGUUCCCGAAUCGCACUCGACAGCGGGCCAAGUACUUGCGCACCAGCCCAAGCAGUCGCUAUUCAAGCGGAUGUUCCACGGCAAGAAGGGCAAACAGGACACACUACCACGCUCCCUCAUCGCGUAGGGUUAACGUACCUGAUGGACUGUUCAACUAACUGUACUCUCUAUGCAAUGCCAACACCAUCUGAAUAAUGUCGUAUCGGAACCUGUACAUGUGUCUGACUCCGUACUGAAUUCCAUCCCAGUAAGAAUUAGACCUA